Messenger RNA from Lytechinus variegatus (green sea urchin), 2408 nucleotides. Its product is annotated as hydroxyacid oxidase 1-like. The record is from RefSeq and is a predicted model, not a curated record. Lineage: Eukaryota; Metazoa; Echinodermata; Echinoidea; Temnopleuroida; Toxopneustidae. Gene Ontology annotation, molecular function: FMN binding; oxidoreductase activity. Bases 132 to 1307 code for a protein of 391 amino acids. The transcript has 8 exons.
AUACUUACCCUGUCCCAAUACGCCCCUGCUGUUCAUGAACUCGGCACACCGCUCAAAUAAAAUGAGCAAAGGAAGAGCAAAGUACGAUUCCGUAUUCCGAAGUGCAUUGUCAAUAUCAAACACGAGUAUUAAUGUUAUACCUCAGUCUGCAUGGCACAAGUUCGUUCAAUAUGUCGGAUGUCCUUGACAAACCUCGCAACAUCCAGCAGUAUGAAGAUGGAGCACAGAAGGUAUUGCCUCCAUCAUACUUUCGACAUUAUAACUACCCAGGACCUGCCGGUCAAACAUACACCGACAACAAGGCUGCAUUCAAAAGAUAUAGAUUCCGACCGCAUCUCUUGAAUGACGUUUCCACUCGCCAUUUGUCAACUUCUCUUCUUGGGGAAACGGUGUCGAUUCCCAUUGGCAUAGCACCCACUGCUACACAGAGAUUUGCACAUAAAGAUGCAGAAGUUGGAAUGGCAAAAGGAGCAGAGGCAGUCGGUGGGCUCAUGAUCCGGAGCAGUUAUGCCAACAAAUUUCUGAAGGAGAUUAGGGCAAGUGCCCCAGGAGUUGUCCUGUGGCAAAACGUUUACAUCUGGAAGGACCGUCGUUAUACCAAGGCUCUCAUCAGGAAAGCCGAGGAGGCGGGGUGCAAGGCGUUGGUGAUCACAGUGGAUUCACCCAGUACUGGAGUUGACACAUCGGAUUUCUAUAGAAACUACAUGAUUUAUAAUCACGAAGAAUGCAGACAGUCCGAGAUAGACCUAGACCUUGAAGAACAACAGGAAGCAAAGAAAAGAGGAGACCCUAAUCUAAUAAUGUUCUUUACGGCUCUGAAAGAUCCCAGUAUUACAUGGAAAGACAUUACUUGGGUUAAGUCACUAACCUCACUUCCUAUCGUGUGCAAGGGUAUAUUGACAGCUGAAGCAGCGACUCAAGCCGUUAACGCAGGAGCCGAUGGUAUCAUCGUUUCCAGCCAUGGUGGACGUCAAUUGGACGGGGUACCUGCACCGAUUGAUGCAUUAGCUGAAGUAGUAGAAGCAGUUCGUGGGCGUAACGUUGAGGUAUACAUGGACGGAGGGAUACGGAAUGGAACCGACGUCCUGAAGGCUCUUGCAAGAGGGGCAAAGGCAGUAUUUGUAGGAAGGCCUGCUCUAUGGGGACUGGCUUGCGGGGGAGCUUCUGGAGUAGAAAAUGUGUUGAGAAUCUUACGCAAUGAACUGGAUUUUGCCAUGAGUCUUUGUGGUUGCCCAGACGUGAAUAACUUACCAAAGGAUAUUGUUGUGCAUGAGUCUUUCUACCAUUCUCCAAAGCACAAAUUGUGAUUUAAUAUUUUCUAAUAAUAGAUUAACAAACAUGCUUCUCCGUAGUAUUGGUGAAUCCCUCAAAGUGUUGAUCCCUAUUCCAGUUUGUUCCAAAUUAUUGUGAAAGUCACGGCAGGGACUUUUUGAUUUAAAUUCUAACAACAGUUUAAAGCUAUUGAAUUCAUUCAAUUUAAUAGGCUGGUCAUAAUCUUGUUAUAACUGUGCAUUGUCACGUUUGUUAAUAUAACAAGUCUUUAUGAUACGACCCCUGGGUCUCGUCUAACAAAGAGUUGCGAUUGAUACGAUCAACCUCAAUUAUAUGGAAACCCAUCAUUGUCAUAAUAUUUUCUACAAGAAGAUGAAGAUGAACAAAUGUCCUUUAAUUGUGAACAAAGAGAAGUACAAUGAAUUUCAAGAAAACAAUGAAUGCAUGAAUAUACUUCACAGUUAGAAAUUAUUUUGAACAAUCAUGUAUAAUAGAUCUUGACGCGCUAGCUUUCCAUAGUUGUGGCAGAUUGGAUCAAUCGCAACUCUUUGUAAGACGGGGCCCUGGAAUGAACAUGGUUUCAUGCAAUGUGUUAAUUGCGUGUUCUCAGUGGCCCGUAUUCUGAACUCGGGUUCAAAUUAAACUCUGGUUUAAAGUUGGGGUUUAACUAUGGAGAGCCAAUAGGGGCACAAAUUCUUAACAGUGCAUAUCCAAUUUAUAAACUCAUUUGACACCCAAAUUGUCUGGGAAUGAUAACUGGAGUAUUUUGAAGUAUUUUCCAUCAUUAUGAAAGCAAAAGGGUACAGAAAAGUAAACAUAAGAAGUAUACAAUAUAAACAGAAUGUUUUGAAUAUUUGGCUCCCCAUAAUUAUGGCACAGACUUAGACCAUGGACCAACUAGUAAGUCCAUGCUUAGACUAUGGUCUAAGUUAAACCCGACUUCAGAAUAUGGGCCAGUGUGUUCACAAAGUGGACUGUGUGGUGAUGUGAUUCAAACGGUUCAAAUGCGGUGAAGACCAUUUCACACACACAAGACACCUCUGAGGUGUGUUCACAGCGUUGACUAUGUGAAAAUGUGAUCCACGUUGUUCUAAUGCAGUCAAGGGCGGAAAUCUCUCCCGAAAGGUAGGCGGGAC